Molecule: messenger RNA, 2482 nt
Organism: Helianthus annuus (common sunflower)
Lineage: Eukaryota; Viridiplantae; Streptophyta; Magnoliopsida; Asterales; Asteraceae
Product: oligopeptide transporter 4
Exons: 5
Coding region: 122-2356 (744 amino acids)
Biological process (GO): transmembrane transport
Molecular function (GO): oligopeptide transmembrane transporter activity
Source: RefSeq, a predicted model, not a curated record
GACAGCCAGUUGACAUUAAAAAUCAAACAUUUGACAGUUUGCCCUCCCUCCCUCCCUACCAGCACUGGACUGACUCUAUCUAUCUAUAUAAGUAAACGAAUCCCCAAGGCAAGGAAACAAGAUGGGAAGUGUUGAAGUGGAGAAGAAGAACGUGCCGGAGGAGGAAGACGAAGAGUCUCCAAUCGAACAGGUCCGGUUAACUGUUCCGACGACGGAUGAUCCGAGCCAGUCUGUAUGGACGUUUCGAAUGUGGGUUUUGGGCCUGAUCUCAUGUGUGAUGCUGUCGUUUCUGAACCAGUUCUUUUCGUACCGGUCGUCGCCGCUGGUGAUCACUCAGAUCACCGUUCAGGUGGCCACGCUUCCAUUAGGACGGUUGAUGGCAGCGGUCCUCCCCAGCAGCAAGUGGAGCCUCAUGGGACGGGAGUUUUCGUUGAACCCGGGACCCUUUAACAUGAAGGAGCACGUGCUGAUUACCAUAUUCGCCAACGCCGGCGCCGCUUUUGGCAAUGGAUCGGCUUACGCCGUGGGUAUUGUGAAUAUUAUAAAGGUGUUUUAUGGCCGCAAAAUCUCUUUCUUUGCCUCUUGGAUCCUCAUCAUCACUACCCAGGUUUUAGGUUACGGCUGGGCCGGGCUUUUGAGGAAAUACGUAGUUGAACCGUCACACAUGUGGUGGCCUAGCACCCUCGUUCAGAUUUCACUAUUUAGGGCACUUCAUGGCAAAGAAGACGACGAUGACGAUGACAACGACAACAAGAAACGCAUAUCACGUACAAAAUUCUUUGUGAUUGUUCUUGCUUGUAGCUUCCUCUAUUACUUGCUUCCCGGAUUCUUCUUCAAAACCUUACAAAGCAUUUCAUGGGUAUGUUGGGCCUUUCCUAAUUCGGUUACGGCCCAACAAUUAGGAUCGGGCUUCCAAGGCUUAGGGUUUGGGGCCUUCUCACUGGACUGGGCCACGACGGCUUCUUUCUUAUUCAGCCCUCUUAUUUCCCCCUUCUUUGCCAUAGUCAAUGUUUUCUUGGGCUAUUUUUUGAUCGUUUACAUAGUGAUCCCAAUCUCCUAUUAUGGACUCAACGUGUACCAUGCCAGAAACUUCCCAAUAUACUCAGCUGAUUUGUUUACAAACGACGGGCAGCUCUAUGAUAUCCAUAAAAUUGUGAAUAACAAGUUUGAGAUAGACCACGGGGAGUAUGCAAAGCAAGGACACGUUAAUUUGAGCACUUUUUUCGCUUUGACUUAUGGUUUUGGAUUUGCUACAAUCGCGUCUACUCUCACUCAUGUUGCCCUUUUCUAUGGGAAAGAGAUAUAUGGACGAUAUAAAGCAUCGACCACGGCUAAGACUGAUGUGCACACAAGACUAAUGAAGAACUACAAAGACAUACCAGCAUGGUGGUUUUAUGUGCUUCUUACAGUCACCUUUUUGGUUGCCCUUGCGCUCACUAUCUUCAUGAAAGAUCAGGUACAAAUGCCAUUCUGGGGACUGAUAGGUGCAGCUGUAAUGGCUUUCGUUUUCACCCUCCCCAUCAGCAUCAUCACUGCAACAACAAACCAGACACCAGGUUUGAAUAUAAUAACGGAAUAUGCUAUGGGGUUAAUCUACCCUGGAAGACCCAUAGCCAAUGUGUGCUUCAAGACCUAUGGUUACAUGAGCAUGACUCAGGCCAUCUCUUUUCUCAGUGAUUUUAAGCUCGGUCAUUACAUGAAGAUUCCACCAAGAUCAAUGUUUCUGGUCCAGUUUCUGGGAACAAUCAUAGCUGGAACCGUGAAUCUAUGUGUGGCUUGGUACAUGAUAAACCAUGUGGACCAGAUAUGCUUCCCUGACCCUAAGUCCGGUAGCCCAUGGACGUGCCCAAAUGACCGUGUAUUCUUUGAUGCAUCUGUUAUUUGGGGCUUGGUUGGGCCUAGGCGGAUCUUUGGUCCUCAAGGAAACUAUGGGGCUCUAAACUGGUUCUUUCUAGGUGGGCUCAUGGGGCCAGUUGUGGUUUGGAUAUUUCACUUGCUGUUUCCAAAAGCAUCAUGGAUUCCUCUGAUUAAUCUCCCGGUGCUCCUUGGUGCCACGGCUGCUAUGCCCCCGGCCAUGGCUGUUAACUAUAAUUCAUGGAUAUUGGUGGGGACCAUUUUCAACUUUUUCGUGUUUAGAUACCGCAAAAUGUGGUGGAAGAGGUACAACUACAUCCUGUCGGCUGCGCUUGAUGCAGGAGUUGCGUUUAUGGCGGUGCUGUUGUAUUUUAGUACGGGGAUAGAAAACAUAAAUGUGCAUUGGUGGGGCACUGAUAACCCGGAGCACUGCGACCUCGCUCGGUGUCCCACAGCUAAGGGUAUAGUAUCGCCCCUCAGUGAUUCUUGUCCUACUUUUUGAUUAUUUAUAUAUGUUUCCUUCAAGAAAUGUCUUCUUUUAUAUAUAUGUCCUCAAGAACUCAUGUCGAUUUGUUUUUAAUAUGCAUUCGUGUGAAGUAAAAUUUAGUGGUGGUGUUAUUGUCUUUUC